This is a messenger RNA of Diabrotica balteata, 5499 nucleotides long. NCBI's taxonomy places the organism in Eukaryota, Metazoa, Arthropoda, Insecta, Coleoptera, Chrysomelidae. The record is from the annotation of a GenBank genome assembly.
AUGGAUUUUGCUCGUAAGCAAUUGGAAAAGUAUGGCUGGUCGGAAGGUAAAGGAUUGGGCAGAAAUGAAGAUGGAAUAUCAACAGCAAUUAAACCCAAACUUAAAUUUGACAAUUCAGGAGUUGGGCAUAAUGUUGGAGAACAAUUCACAAAUAAUUGGUGGGAAAAAUUGUUCAACAAUGCAGCUGAUAAUGUCAAUGUACAAGUGGAUGACAAUAAUGACAUAAAAAUGAAUGUAAAAUGUAAAGAUGCUGUAGAAAUUACUACUAAAAACUAUUCAGUAAAAGCCUUUAAAAAGAAUACUAACUUAGAAUAUGGUUCCUUUCUCAAAACUGCCACAAUGACUGGAAAUGAUGUAAAAAUGCAUGAUGUUCCAAAUUUACCAGAAAUCAAAAGUAAUUUUCAAUCACUGACUGAUGAAGAGUUGUUUGCUGCUUGUGGAGGCAGGACUGCUCACAAAGGUGCUCGUCAUGGCCUUAAAUUAGGGGGAAAAUUAUCUAGAAUACAAAAACAAGAAAAAUUAUUACUUAAAAAAAUGAGAAAAGUUUCUAUCUCAGACAACGAAUCAGAAAAGACUUCAACAGAAAAGAAAUUAAAAAAAUUAAAGAAACAAAAAGAAGAAGCUAGAGAAAAAUAUAUCCCGAUAAUGGAGGAUAGUAUGGAAAGCACAUCCUCGAACGGACUGAAAAAGAAGAAAAAACGCAAAAGUGUGUCUUUUAGUGAGACUGUUAUUGUAACUCCAAUUUAUACUGUAGAUCUUGAUACUAGUUUUGAAAGUGAACAUGGUUCAGUUAGAGGCGAUAACAUCGAACCACAUUUAGAGGCAAUUGCCAGCGGAUCAGAUGAGGGUAUUGAACAAGACAUUGAAAAUAAUAACAAUAACAAUAAUAAUGACUAUUCGGACAACCACAGAAGUUUUGAAGUUGGGCAAUUUAACAUAAAUGAUCUCUCAAAAGCAGAACGAAAAAAACUGAAGAAGAAAAGAAAAUUAGAAGCCAAAAAGAAUACUCCCACUGUCAUAUUUCUACAACAACUGAAUAUAGAUCCACGUGAUGACGAGGACACAGUUGACUUUGAAGAAGAUAAAGACAUAAAUCUGAAAAAAAGGAAGUACUUAGAUGAUGCUGGCUCAUCAAAGAUGGAGUGCCACAGUAAGAACAGGAAAAAGAAGGACAAACAGAAGAGAAAGAAAAGGAAGGCCGAUGAAAAGCUCAACACUCUUGUUAAAUCGUUAGACACUGUGUGUCGCAUAUCAGAAAGUGAGUAAUGCGCAGCUCUUUUUAUGUUGGGCCAUUUUGACAAGUUUUUUUAGAUUAACAUGUUGGAAAUUUUCGAUGACUAGUUAAAUUUCUUUUUUAAGUUCUAUCUCUAUUUGUACAAUAACUAAAUGUACACAUAUAAAGAGUUGUGAUUACUAUAAUUGUAUAGAGUGAGACUAACUUGCAGAAUAUUUCAGUUAUUUGGAAACGGGUGCGGUAUCACCACAUUGUCUUAUUGUUUUGAAGCAUAAACCUUAAAUUGAUGCAUUUCUAGGUCAAUGGACUUAGGUAUCUGUUCUUAGUUUUUGUGUUUCACUGAAAAUCAUAAAAAAUGACGAACAGGUAAUAAUUUGAAUCAGAUGAUAUGGCAAGUAAUACAUUAUUUGAAUGCUCAUUUCAGAUCUUUUUCUAUGAUACCUAUACAGUUAUGAAAGCUUUCAAAUAUUAAUUUACUGUAUUACAGUAUUAUUAUGCUAUUAGCUAUGAUGGUAGCCAACGUUCUGAAAGGACAUGGUACAUGAAGAAGUAUUAUUAUUAAAUAAAUAAUUGCUUUAACAUAUUUUCCGUACCUUAAAAAUUAUGUUAAUACAUUUUUGCGUCACUAGGAACUAGUGUACUCUGUCAUCAUUUCGGAGAGAUUUAAUGGCUUAAUCGUUAAUGUUGCAGACAGUCACAUCAUAAAUCAUACAGCAAAGGUUCUAUAGACUAUUCGAAGAAAAAAUCAGCCAUACACAGAUUGGUUUUCAGAAUUCAGCGGGUACGAGAGAGGCUCUCUUUAGCAUGCAACUGCUAUUUUAACGAUGUAGAUAUAUUGUGUAGAGUACCACAAAGCGUUCGAAACAAUAAAACACAACAAGCUGAUGGAGAUACUAACAAAUAUUGGAAUAAACACCUGUGGUCUAAGAAUUAUUAGCAAAAUUUAGUGGAUCAAACAUCGUUUAUCUGUACAGAGGCAGGAGAAUCCGAUUAUAUCAAAAUCAAACGUGGGAUCCAACAGGGAUGUAUACUAUCACCCUUGCUGUUUAUCAUAUACUCAGAGGAAAUCUUUCAAGAAGCAGUGGAGGAUGUUGAAGCUGGAUUAACAGAGAAUAUAUCAAUAACAUCAAAUCACAGAAGUGAAUCAGAGAUAUGGACUCUCACUGAACAUUAAGAAAACAAAAUGGAUGAUGAUCUCUAAGAAAGAACAGCAAAUUAAAAGAAUCAGUGUAAAUUGUUAACCAAUAGUGUAACGAAAUAUUUUGCCUACCACAUAGGGUAUUACUAUGGGGGUUGAAAUUUUGGGACAGAAAUUAUUGGGAGUGGGGAUAGGGCAAGGAAAAUAAAUGAUACUUAUGCUAACGGCACUCGGGGUUUAUUUGGAGAGCUGGGAUUGUGGAUAAGUGAAAGAAGCAAUGGGGUUAUAUAGGGGCACUACAAAAAAGGAACAAAAAGAAUUACUUACAUGAGUCUUCUGGACAAAUGGACAAAACACAACAAGAAGGAUCUCUAGCAUGCCGGCCGGGGCCACCAGUUUUUGCAUCUCACGCUCUUCACCGCUUCGUGUAAUCAAACGAUCCAAAAUUCUUGUUUUAAACAUAUCGCAAAACGACCUUGAAUCACUUUCAGCUUUUAAAAUAGAAGUUAACACGUACAAAAGAAUAAAACCAUAUUUUACCGAAUACCUCUUCCACAAAGGACUUAAACGUGCUUGAAAUUGACUUAUUACUUGCCAUAUAAUCUGAUUUAAAAUUAUCCUACAAAAUGGCACUUAUCAGCUAUUUUUUAGACUAUAUCUAUUGAAUAUUUAGCAACAACGCUAAAAUUUUAGUAGAGAAACUAUUUCGUCCUUCGACACAAACCAAAGUUCUUAAAUACUGUAUAACACGUUUCUUAAAUAAUGGAAACUAAUAUUUGGGCAAUUAGCCUUACACUGGAUUAAAUUUAUGUUUACUUUUAAUUAUAAUUUAAUAUAUAUUUAAAUAUUAGAAUUUUUCGUAUGUUUUUUACUUUUAGGUUUCUGUCAAAUCAGAGUGUGUUUGGUCAUAAGCUUGAGUACUCGUAUAUUACUAUAUAGUUUGCAAAAGAUAAGAAGCUACUUUUGUAUUCAUUUCUUGUUUAUUUUGAUUUCCGUCUUUUCAUUCGUGUUUUUACCUAUCUCGUAAUGAAAUGUGUUUAAAAAUAGACUUUAAAAGCAGCAUAUAUGCGAGAAUUUUAGAACUACAACUUCUUCCACAACAUGAGAACUGUUUAGUACCGUUCUUCUACAAGGAGAACUCUUCUCGUGGUUAAUCAUGUAAGUAUAUUUUUAAGUAUUAUUGAAGAGUGUAAUAAAAUGACCAAAAUAUGACCACCUACACUAUAAAUUUUAGUUUUGGAAAUUAAACCUUAUCUUUAUAGUAUAAUGUGACACUCCAUUAUGGUAAAUUAUAUCAGUGUAUAGUGUUUUUCUUUUAAAUAAAUUUUGUUAUAGUGGAUAACCUGUUCAGAUUUACAGUAUUGUGCGAAUUAAUGCAAACAAACAGAAAUAAUUUGUAAAUAUGGUUUAUUUAGGCCAAAGGAAAAUUUAGGUACAUUUACAUGAGAUUUUUUCAUUAGAUAGUAUUUAAUAUGUCCCCCUUUUACUUUUAUGACUUCCUGGAGUCUUCUAGGCAUGGAAUUCACAAGUUUUUUUGCAAUUGUUUGUGAUUGCUUCAUCUCGACCACACCUUUAUCACUGCUUCCAUCAUUUUGGUUUUUGUAGUACAGUCAAAUUUUUGCAGUUUAGUCUUACAUAUUGCCCACAAAUUUUCAAUAGGUUUAAGGUCAGGUGAAUUUCCAGGCCAAUCAAGAAGGGUAAUAUUAUUAUCCUUGAAGUAUUUGACCUUCGAUACAUGGCACGGAGCUGAACCUUGGUGAAAAAUUGCAGUCCCUUCGGCCUGUACUUUGUCAAGCUCUAUAGCUAAGCGUUGCCCUAGCAUGGCUUUGUACUUUUCACUGUUCAUCAUACCUUCAAUAGGAAUAAGAGAGCCAGUUUCUGAGUAUGAAAAACAGUCCAACUUUUUUUACGCUAUCUUUCAAAAUUGUUGUAAACGACACAAAGUUCCUAGAUACUUAUAUGGAAACAGUGAUUACUCUUUUAAAACUCACACAUUACAUAGAGUAUAAUUCACAAUUCUCAACAAAUUUUGCCGGCUUUUUCCGACUAAAUUAAACACGUCUGCUCAUUAUCGCCAACAUUUCCAACCUAAAACUUGAAUUCAUUCGACCUUCGAUCGGUCUCUAUAACUGCUUCUUGUGUCACACUUUUCCCCUCUACCCGUUCUCGCAACCAAACAAACCAAAAUUCUUGUUAAACCGCUUCAAACGAUAUCGAAAAACGACCUUUAAUCAAACAACUUUUAAAAUUGUAGAACUAAAACGUAAUUGGGGAAAUAUUUAAACUUGGCCCAGGGGUGUACUAGAUAAUGUUUAUACUCUGAAUAGUAGAUAGUUUAAAGAAUUUUCUGCAUGCUACAAAAUGGCGCAAAAAAUAUUUAGAAACACAGUAAAAACGCUGUCAAAACAAAACUUACAAUUGCCUGUUUUUGUUCGAUGUAUGCUGAUGUUUAUGGGCAGGCGGCUUAAGUUCAUCGAUUUAGUUUCUGUGAGUUGGUAUUUAACAUGAUUUAAUUACACUCUUCAGUUUUCUUGUAACUGCCAAUUGUUAAUCGAAAAUAUCUAGAUACUAAUAAUAUUACCUCAUAUGUUUUUUUUAUAUAGAAAUGGCCCAUUUGUAAUAAUAAGUUCUUAAUGUUUUUCAUGAUUGAAGCAAACAGUGAGUGAUUGAGAUUUUGUUCUGAAAAUGAUAUUAAAAUAGGAAGAAAUAUAUAAAUGCUUUAUAAUUAUACACUUUACCUAAUUAAUUUUUAGCCUUCACAACAGUUGUAUACCACUUUUUUUCGCUAAACAUUAAAGUACUUUUACUAUUGCCUACUGUCUAAAAAAAGAGCAAAGUAUUGUUUGUGCUUUUUAAUGCCAAGCUGUUUCGCUGAUCAAGAUGACUUCAUUUUUACUACUAAUACAAAUUGACUUAUUCUCGAUGUGACCCUAUUUGAUUUGACAGCUAUUAGUCUUAUUGCAGUUGGUAAAAUGGACAGUUAAUAAAAUAUUUCGAUCAUUCAUUUAAACUUCAAUUCCAUGAAAAAUACUAUACGUUUGCAAUAUAAAAUAUAGUUAUUUUUUAUAUUCUUGUUUAUUUAAAAACAUUUGUUUAUUGUGUAAAUUCAAUAAAAAUAUGUUCUGAC